Messenger RNA from Oryctolagus cuniculus (rabbit), 1573 nucleotides. It is a transcript of the gene MRPS5, whose product is annotated as mitochondrial ribosomal protein S5. Gene Ontology annotation, biological process: translation. NCBI's taxonomy places the organism in Eukaryota, Metazoa, Chordata, Mammalia, Lagomorpha, Leporidae. The record is from RefSeq and is a predicted model, not a curated record. Gene Ontology annotation, molecular function: structural constituent of ribosome; RNA binding. Gene Ontology annotation, cellular component: ribosome.
CAGUCCUCCUCCAACCCCUGUUUGCGCUGAGGCUUGGCUCUCGGGUCGCAGUAAUUCAGCCGCGGGCCGAGCCUCGCCGUUUGUCGAGGAGCAGUCGCGAUAGGCGGUGAGGAAGGCUGCCCCGAGCGGCGGCAGAGGCUCCAGUCCGGCUCCAGCAUGGCGGCGGCGGUGCUAGCCGCGCGCUGCGUCCCUGGACUGUGUGGGGUGCAGGCGGGUCUUCUGUGGUCCAGGCAGCUUUCCCUAAACACCUUUCCAGCAGCUUCUGUUUUGGCGUGGAAGACUGCUCUCAGCAAUGGCCCGGUGUCGUCGCGGGGAAGCAGAGACAGCCGUGGAGACGCCAGCCUGAGCCACGCGCUGCAGACACAGUGCUGGAUUUCUUCUCCCAGUGCCUGGACGGGCCAGCAGCACAGAGCCUACAGCUUCUUCACCAAAUUGACAGCAGACGAGCUAUGGAAAGGUGCUUUAGCAGAGACUGGCGCUGGAGCAAGAAAAGGAAGAGGCAAAAGAACAAAGAGAAAGAGAAGAAAGGAUUUGAACAGGGGUCAGAUCAUUGGUGAAGGACGUUCUGGUUUCCUGUGGCCUGGUCUGAAUGUGCCUCUUAUGAAAAAUGGAGCAGUGCAGACCAUUACCCAGAGAAGCAAGGAAGAGCAGGCGAAGGUGGAGGCCGACAUGAUCCAGCAGAGAGAAGAGUGGGACCGGAAGAGGAAGACGAAGGUUAAACGGGAGCGAGGAUGGAGCGGCAACACGUGGGGAGGCGUCAGUCUUGGGCCCCCUGACCCUGGUCCCAACGGAGAAACGUAUGAAGAUUUUGAUACCCGGGUACUGGAGGUAAGGAACGUUUUUAAUAUGACGGCAAAGGAAGGAAGGAGGAAGUCCGUCCGGGUGCUGGUCGCUGUGGGGAAUGGAAAGGGGGCUGCAGGUUUUGCUGUUGGGAAAGCCACUGAACGAAUAGAUGCUUUCAGAAAAGCUAAAAACAAAGCAAUUCACUAUUUGCAUUACAUAGAACGAUAUGAAGACCAUACAAUAUUCCAUGACAUUUCUUUAAGAUUUAAAAGGACACAUAUCAGGAUGAAGAAACAACCCAGAGGGUACGGCCUCCGCUGCCACAGGGCCAUCAUCACCAUCUGCCGGCUCAUUGGCAUUAAAGACAUGUACGCCAAGGUCUCCGGGUCCGUCAACAUGCUCAACCUCACCCGGGGCCUCUUCCAGGGGCUCUCCCGCCAGGAAACCCAUCAACAGCUGGCUGAUAAGAAGGGUCUGCACGUUGUGGAGUUCCGGGAAGAAUGUGGCCCUCUGCCCAUUGUGGUCGCCUCCCCACAGGGGGCCUUGAGAAAGGAUCCAGAGCCCGAGGAUGAGGUUCCAGACAUCAAACUGGACUGGCAAGAAGUGAAGGCCGCACAGGGACUGAAGCGCUCUGUGUGGGCGAAUUUAAAGCGAGCUGCCACCUAGCCUUCCUCCUGGCCUUGUGUGCCGGCGCCAGUGCAGAGACUCAGCCUCUCACCCCUUGGCGGGGGGGAGGGGAUUGCUUUACCUUAACUCCUCUGUUGAAAAUAAAUGUCUUUGGCUUGUGGUA